Messenger RNA from Xyrauchen texanus (razorback sucker), 1496 nucleotides. Its product is annotated as coiled-coil domain-containing protein 92-like. NCBI's taxonomy places the organism in Eukaryota, Metazoa, Chordata, Actinopteri, Cypriniformes, Catostomidae. The record is from RefSeq and is a predicted model, not a curated record. The transcript is spliced from 5 exons. Bases 220 to 1086 code for a protein of 288 amino acids.
CGCGAGGAUGCUCCGGCAAGCAAAACGUCGGAAUUCUCACUUUAAUCGACCGUGACAUUGUCGGGUAAAGCGAUAUAUCCUGUAAUAGUGGACGUUGUGCAUUGCGAAGCCUGGGUCGGUUCGUUGAAGGACAGAGAUGUAAAAGCGAAGGAGAGCACAGCAAAUCACUUGAUUACAAAGCCUGAUGUUCAUCUCUGGAUACUAAUUUAAACAGCUCUAAUGGAGAACACGGGCUCACCGGUGGUCUCGCUGGAGCAGCAGGUGGAGAGUGUGGAGAGGAGCAUCAUGUUUCUGAGACAGGAGCAACUGUCUCUGCUUCAUGGACUACACCUGGAGAUUCUGUCCCUUCAGAAACGCUGUACAGGGCUUACACAAGAACUCAACAUCAAGUCCUCAGGCAGGAGUGGAGCAGAGGUGCAGGAGGAAGAGGAGCUGCUGGCAGCUCGUUGUCAGGAAGUUGAGGAGCAUUUGCAGGAUCAGCAGCAAAUGCAUAGUGACUUGCAAUGGGAGCUGAGCCAGAAGGCAGUGCUGGUGGGCUCUCUUCGUGCCUGUCUGAAGGAGAAGGAGCGUAGUUUCCUGGAGGAACUCAAACACCGCAGCCACAGGACCACUACACUCAACACCGAGCUGCAGAAGCAGACGGAGACAGCUGCAUUUCUUUCCUUUCAGCUGCAUUCCGCAAAACAGAAACUGCAGCAGCAGCGCAGGAGGCCGGUCCCGGAUAUGCCCCCCCUUCACCCCUGCCCUCAGGCCAGUACCAGCAGCCCGAUUGUCGUCAAACCCAAACGCCGUAGCUCAAGCCGGCCAUCCUCAAAUCUCCGAUCCGAGCGCAGUAGGGAGUGUAUUCCACGUGAGAUGGUGACGGGCCCAGUUGAGCCCAUGGCAAUGCCUGACCCCGCCGUCUUCCUCUAUCACUACAGACACAGAGCUCGGCUCCGCCCACCGCACAGACACGCCCUGCAGGAGGAAGAGGGAGGGAAGGAAUCAGAGGAGCUUGAUCAGGGAGCUUCAGUGAGCAGACUGGCAACAAGUGUAGUGAAAUCCACAGCAACUAUGGCAUCUACUACAAAGAAUAAUGCAGAAUGAGCAUUUCUUGUGUCCCUUGAGACAACCUUGCUUUAUUUACGAAAGUGACAGGUGUUUAUUUUUGCAAUACUGUUUGUUUUUUUACAAUUUGCACUGCAAUGAUGAAUAGACUGAGGAGAAACUUUUGCUAAUGUUCUUGUUGAACAAAAAUCGACUUGUGUUUAUGUUGCUCGAAAGCAUUUUUGUUAUCAGGUGUCCCAAGGGCCUCAGUAAGCAAACAAGUGCUCCAUAAUAACAUAUCCUAACCAGGCACAAUGUGACAACUUUGCAGCGACAUUGCAUGUCCACACUUAAUGCAAAACUGCAAUGGGGAGCAGAAUUUUGUACCAAUGAGAUUUCACCAGUGUUGAGUGUAAUCUGAUUACAAAGUAAUUAGUUACUUUAAUCUAAUUGCUUUUUAAAGUCGAAUA